Molecule: messenger RNA, 790 nt
Organism: Theileria equi strain WA
Lineage: Eukaryota; Apicomplexa; Aconoidasida; Piroplasmida; Theileriidae
Exons: 3
Coding region: 63-722 (219 amino acids)
Source: RefSeq, a predicted model, not a curated record
AGUAUAUUAAAACACGCGGAAAUCAAUCUGCAAACCAUGUAAAUAAUUAAAUUGUAGUAGAAAUGAAUGACCUUUGGAACUUAGAUAUGCAAAAUGCCAAAACCCUUAUUAGGGAUGCAAACGAACACGCAACAUUAUACACAUCGCAGAUGGACAAAAAUGAGAAAAGAAAGUACAUCCCCGUUAUAAGAGCAAAAGUCACAUCACUCAAAAAGACCGUUAAUAGUUUGGAAUCGAUGAUACGGGGCAUUGACACGGAAAAUAUGGAUCCAGAAAUAUUAUCGAGCAGGCGUCGCGACCUUGACGAUACAGUAUGUGCUCUGAAAUCCCUAGAGUUGCUAUUAAGAAAUUCUUCAAGUUCUGAGUUUCCCAGUACAUCCUACUACGACCUACCAAGGGAUAAUGAAGAUUUGAACACGUUUUCAAAUUCUGAGCUCGUGGAUUAUAGAGAUACAAUGAUUAAAAUGCAAGAUGACGAACUCGAUCUUCUCGACACAAAUGCUAGCGCAAUAAAGAACAUUAGUUCCAGUAUUAGAGAUGAGGUCAACCUUCAUACAAGGCUGCUGGGUGAAGUUAAUACAUCUAUGGAUGUAACUCAAUCCCUGGUAACUCGCAAUAGAGAACGCUUCAACGAGGUCAUACGCAAGAGCAGCAAAAAAUUUCUCAUGUUUAUUAUUGUUCUAUUGGUGGUAAUUUUACUCCUAGUAUCCCUUCUUCUUUGAGGAAAUAUUACCUUUCAUCAGUUUCAUUUUAAAUUUUUAACAAUUGAACACUCUACUAGGGCCGUUCA